CAUGCGCAGGGGGUGGCCCGCCGGGUUGGCUUCGGCCGCCGUGACGAGCCCGGAAGCGCCUGCGCGUGCCCCUCCGCUCGAGAAGUAGUUUUGUUCCGCGUCCUGCGGACAGUUGCUGUACGGAGAGAACCCCGAGCGGGACCGGCCCGACCCCCGCCGGCACCGCCGCGAUGUCCAGCAACAGCUUCGCUUACAAUGAGAACUCCGGGGGAGGGGAGGCCACGGAGCUGGGUCAGGACGCGACCUCAGCCAUUUCCAACUCCGGUGCCGUGGGCCUCUUCAGCAGCGAUUUGAAGAAGAAUGAAGAUCUAAAGCAAAUGUUGGAGAGCAACAAAGAUUCUGCUAAAUUGGAUGCUAUGAAACGGAUUGUUGGGAUGAUUGCAAAAGGGAAAAAUGCAUCUGAACUGUUUCCUGCUGUUGUGAAGAAUGUGGCCAGUAAAAAUAUUGAGAUCAAGAAGUUAGUAUAUGUUUACCUGGUUCGAUAUGCUGAAGAACAGCAGGAUCUGGCACUCCUGUCCAUAAGUACUUUUCAGCGAGCUCUGAAGGACCCAAAUCAGCUAAUUCGUGCAAGUGCUUUGAGAGUUCUGUCAAGUAUUAGAGUGCCAAUUAUUGUACCUAUUAUGAUGCUCGCUAUUAAGGAAGCUUCUGCUGACUUAUCACCAUAUGUUAGGAAGAAUGCAGCCCAUGCAAUACAAAAAUUGUACAGCCUUGAUCCAGAGCAGAAGGAAAUGUUAAUUGAAGUUAUUGAAAAACUUUUGAAGGAUAAAAGCACACUGGUAGCUGGCAGUGUUGUGAUGGCUUUUGAAGAAGUAUGCCCAGAUAGAAUAGACUUGAUUCACAAGAAUUACCGCAAGCUAUGUAAUUUACUAGUUGAUGUGGAAGAGUGGGGACAGGUUGUCAUAAUCCACAUGCUGACUCGAUAUGCUCGUACUCAGUUUGUCAGUCCUUGGAAAGAGGAUGAUGGUCUAGAGGACAACGAAAAGAAUUUUUAUGAGUCUGAUGAGGAACAGAAAGAAAAGGCUGACAAGAGAAAGAAGCCUUAUACUAUGGAUCCAGACCAUAGGCUUUUAAUUCGGAAUACAAAACCUUUGCUUCAGAGCAGAAAUGCAGCGGUGGUUAUGGCAGUUGCUCAGCUGUAUUGGCACAUAUCACCAAAAUCUGAAGCUGGCAUUAUUUCUAAAUCACUAGUGCGUUUACUUCGUAGCAGUAGGGAGGUGCAGUAUAUUGUCCUACAGAAUAUAGCAACUAUGUCAAUUCAAAGAAAGGGUAUGUUUGAACCUUACUUGAAGAGUUUCUAUGUUAGGUCAACUGAUCCAACUAUGAUCAAGACACUUAAGCUUGAAAUUUUGACAAACUUGGCAAAUGAAGCCAACAUAUCAACUCUUCUUCGAGAAUUUCAGACUUAUGUGAAAAGCCAGGAUAAGCAAUUUGCAGCAGCCACUAUUCAAACUAUAGGCAGAUGUGCAACAAACAUCUUAGAAGUCACUGACACAUGUCUCAAUGGCCUGGUGUGUCUGCUGUCCAACAAAGAUGGAUCAAAGUCAAGACUUCUCAUAAAGAUUGUAAAUGAGGUCCCUGUGGCUAGAGCAAGUAUUCUUUGGCUAAUUGGAGAAAACUGUGAGCGAGUUCCUAUAAUUGCCCCUGAUGUUUUAAGGAAGAUGGCUAAAAGCUUCACAAAUGAAGAUGAUCUUGUAAAACUGCAGAUUUUAAAUUUGGGAGCAAAAUUGUAUUUAACCAACUCCAAACAGACAAAAUUGCUUACCCAGUACAUAUUAAAUCUCGGCAAGUAUGAUCAAAACUACGACAUCAGAGACCGUACAAGAUUUAUUAGGCAGCUUAUUGUUCCGAAUGAGAAGAGUGGAGCUUUAAGUAAAUAUGCCAAAAAAAUAUUCCUAGCACAAAAACCUGCACCACUGCUUGAGUCUCUUUUUAAAGAUAGGGAUCAUUUCCAGCUUGGAACUUUAUCUCAUAUUCUCAACACUAAAGCUACUGGGUACAUGGAAUUAUCUAAUUGGCCAGAGGUGGCACCUGACCCAUCAGUUCGAAAUGUAGAAGUAAUAGAGUUGGCAAAAGAAUGGACUCCAUCAGGAAAAGCAAAGAAAGAGAAAUCUGCUAAGAAAUUUUAUUCUGAAUCUGAGGAGGAAGAGGAGUCUUCCGAUAGCAGCAGUGACAGUGAGAGUGAAUCUGGAAGUGAAAGUGGAGAACAAGGGAAGGAAGGAGACAGUGAAGACAGCAGCGAGGACUCCUCCAGUGAGAGUGAGAGUGGAAGUGAGUCAGACAUAGAAAACAAAAGAAAGGCCAAGAGGAACUCCAAAACCAAAGGAAGAGGUGAUUCUGAAGGUGGGGAGACGGAAAAUGAAAAAUCUGAAACUUCAGAUUCUUCCAGUGGAGAAUCUAGUUCAAUAGAAGACAGUUCUUCAGAAUCUGAAUCAAAAUCAGAAAGUGAAUCUAAAUCCAGGAAAGUCACCAAGGAGAAAGAAACAAAAAUAAAGCAAGAUAGAAAUCUUGUUACCAAAGAUGUUUCACUUCUUGAUCUAGAUGAUUUUAACCCGGUAUCUGUUCCAGUUGCACGUCCCACACCAGCUCUUUCUCCAAGCCUGAUAGCUGAUCUUGAAGGUUUAAAUUUGUCAACUUCUUCAUCGGUCAUCAACGUCAGUACUCCUGUCUUUGUACCAAUGAAAACUCAUGUGCUGCUUCAUCGCAUGAGUGGGAAAGGACUAGCUGCCCAUUACUUCUUUUCAAGACAGCCUUGCAUUUUUGGUGAUAAAAUGGUCUCUGUACAAAUAACACUGAAUAAUACUACAGAUCGAAAGAUCGAAAAUAUCCGCAUCGGAGAAAAAAAACUUCCUCCAGGCAUGGAAAUGCAUGUUUUUAAUCCAAUAGAAUCUCUUGAGCCUGAGGGAUCCAUUACUGUUUCAAUGGGUAUUGACUUCUGUGAUUCCACUCAGACUGCCAGUUUCCAGUUGUGUACCAAGGAUGAUUGCUUCAAUGUUAAUAUUCAGCCACCUGUUGGAGAACUGCUUUUACCUGUGGCCAUGUCAGAGAAAGAUUUUAAGAAAGAGCAAGGAAUGCUGACAGGAAUGAAUGAAACUUCUACUGUAAUCAUCCUUGCACCACAGAACUUCACUUCUUCUGUGAUCCUUCAGAAGAUUGUCAAUGUGGCCAACGUCGGUGUAGUGCCUUCUGGCCAGGAUAAUAUUCACAGGUUUGCAGCUAAAACUGUGCACAGUGGGUCAUUGAUGCUAGUCACAGUGGAACUCAAGGAAGGCUCUACAGCACAGCUUAUCAUAAACACCGAGAAGACUGUGAUUGGCUCUGUUCUGCUGCGGGAGCUGAAGCCCGUCCUGUCCCAGGGGUAACCUGCUACAUCUGGACUUCAGAAUCUGGCACACAACAAAAGUGCCUGGCAUCCACGACUGCUGCCUUUCAUUUAUAAUAAUAGCCCUUCCAUCUGGCAGUGGGGAACACACUCCUGACAUUCUUGUCUCCUGCUUUAGAAUGCUAGUGUGGAGCUAUCAUGUGUGCAAUUCUGUCCCCACUUUCGCUUUGCUAACCAAAGAACAUACUUUUUACUGUCAGUUCUCUUAACUCUUGAGUCCAUGUGGCAUUUUCUCUAUCCUGCUACUUCUUCUGUCCUUCUCAUCUUCCUUCCCUUUUUCAACAAUGAUGGACAUGAAUUGGAUAUUUAAAGUUUAUUGGAAAUCACCUUCCUUCCCACAAUAAGCAGAAAUUAGCCUAGAAAUAGUCUGUAUGGCCUCUCAGCUUGACGUGUGAAAAUGGGAUACUUUUUAGAAUUAAGUGCCAAAACAACAAGAUCUCCGCAAAAUUUUGUUCUAUGAAUUUCCUGGUAUUAUAAUCGGUUAUUGACAACUGUCAUCAUGAAAUUAUCUCUGAAUAAUAAGAUGAAUAAACUAGCCUAUGAAGAGCA
Messenger RNA from Myotis davidii, 3928 nucleotides. RefSeq names its product adaptor related protein complex 3 beta 1 subunit (gene AP3B1). Gene Ontology annotation, biological process: vesicle-mediated transport; intracellular protein transport; anterograde synaptic vesicle transport. The record is from RefSeq and is a predicted model, not a curated record. The transcript has 27 exons. The coding region runs from base 171 to 3359 and encodes 1062 amino acids. Gene Ontology annotation, cellular component: clathrin adaptor complex; AP-3 adaptor complex; membrane coat. NCBI's taxonomy places the organism in Eukaryota, Metazoa, Chordata, Mammalia, Chiroptera, Vespertilionidae.